AUGGCAGCCGGCGGUUGCUGCAUCCGACUUCCACCUCACUUCCAUCUUUGCUUCUUCGCCAAGAAAUUCUGUGUUUCGUCUUGUCUUCAGCAAAAUGGUUGCCUACGUACUUUGGCUCAAAUGAGCAGCUUGGCUGCUACAGUCCCAUGCAGGCCUUUAUCUUUGCCGCCUGGCUUCCAUAAACGAAUGGAACAAGAGUCUUGCAUGGGGAAGAGAAGAGAAAGAAAAGACAGCUUAAGAGUGGAAGAGGGUUUACUCUAUGCAAUCAAAACAGGAAUAUCUGGUGCAAACCAAGCAAGAGUCUGCUCAAACACAACUCAAACAAUGGGCACAUCUCCCCCCAUAAUCCAUUUACAAGUGGAUUUUUCUUCUCUGUGUGAUAUCCUGAUGGCCUCGGAGAACAUAGGUUUAGAGAUGGCUCUGCCGAACCCUUCCACGAGAAAACCGAGACCCUUUUCUCAAAAGAAGCCGAGUGGCUUGAAAAGCAAGCUUGUGACCAGCAAAACCACCAAGGACCGCCAUGCAAAGGUUGAUGGCAGAGACAGGCGCAUCAGGCUGCCGCCUGUGUGUGCUGCUAGGAUUUUCCAGCUCACUCGAGAGCUUGGGUACAAAACCGAUGGCGAGACCAUAGCAUGGCUCUUGCGCCAAGCUGAGCCAUCGAUCAUUGCAGCGACAGGCACUGGAAUCUCCUCGCCUGGUUCCACUACUCCUCCAGCUCUUUCCACCCCAACUACUGGUUUGGCUCCAUUCUCCUCUGGGCCGCUUUUGUUUUCAUCGGAUUGCUCGCCUUCUUUGACCUUUUGUGAACCGAAAGUUGUCUCUGAAAAUCAGGAUAUGGUAAAGAGGUCUGUGGUGUCGAGGGCUGAACCUGCUUUGCCACCUUUUGAGUUUGAUUUGGUUACAAACUUUGAUUUGGAAUUCUCUGCCAAUGAGAUUGCAAUGCUGCAAUCGGUGACAGGAACUCAUGGCACAGAAGGCAAAGAUUGA
This is a messenger RNA of Theobroma umbraticum, 987 nucleotides long. RefSeq lists its product as uncharacterized. Lineage: Eukaryota; Viridiplantae; Streptophyta; Magnoliopsida; Malvales; Malvaceae. Gene Ontology annotation, cellular component: nucleus. Gene Ontology annotation, molecular function: sequence-specific DNA binding; DNA-binding transcription factor activity. The record is from RefSeq and is a predicted model, not a curated record.